CUACUUUCGACAGCACGGUCAGAUUUGAUUGUCAAUAGCAGGUAGCACAUUCGUUGCCAAACCCUGCGUCUAAAAGUGUUCAUCCAAACCUGUUAUGUAAAAAGAAACAUUGAAUUUAUUUGAAAUGCAGAUUCUGUGAUUCUGAAUUGAACUGUAUAUGUUAGCAAGUAAGAUGGCUGAUGGGAGAAGUAGAAGAAAGCCAGCCAUUCUGAUGCGUAAAUCAAAAACUCCAUCACUAGAUGCAUCAUCUGGAUCUCUGGUUUCGCAGAGCGAUCUCCAAGGACUAGAAGACAGGGUCCCAGUAGGUCACCAAGAUGCAAAUUCUGGUGAACAACUAUUGAUGCCUGGUGUUGAUAUCCCUGAUGGAUUACAAAUGCAUUCAGGCAGUCAGGAAAUUACCACCACUGAAGUAAUAAUCAUCAUAAAAGACACUGUGCCUGAAAAAAAAAGAAGGCGGCGCAAGAAAGAAGCAAGCAACGUACAAAAGGAAUCAAUUCAGCAGGAAUUGCCAGUUCCUGCUACUAUUACUCCACCCCUUCUGGGAAGCAGUAAUUCAUCUGCAGCAUCAGUUACUUCUUUCCAAGUUCAUAGUUCGUCAGUUGGUAUUGCACAAGAUUGUGCAGCUACAGAGCAUGUUAUUGAGAGGAGUGUUGAAGCAACUUCUGGAGAGACACUGACUGCCAAGAUAUCCCAAGUUAAACAUUGUAGUUUGAAAGAUCCAGAAAAGAAAAAGAUUUGUCAUGAGGAAGCAAAACAAUUUCCUGACAAAGAAUUAAAUUCAAAAUUGUCUAUAGAACAUCCUCCUUCUCACACUGAAAGUACAAAGCUGCCAGACAAUGAUACACCAACAGCUGAGAGAUGCAGCUCACAUGCGAUAGACGAACCCUCUGCCAGUGAGAAAAUAGCAAACGUAGGUGAAGCAAAGAUUUUGCAGGCUACGAGUGUAACUGUUGAUGUGGAUGAUUCUUUAAAUUGCUUAAAAGAAUGUAGUCAUAGUAACUCGUCUAAUUCUUCUUCUGAUGGGACAUCAGCCUCUGGCAGAAGCUCACCGAUAAUUCCUCUUGUUUCUCCAUUUUAUAAAACAACUAAAAUCUGCAGAAGCACAUCUGCAAAUUCUAAUGUUAAACUGUUGGAAAGCUCUUCAACAUCAACUGAGAUGCUAACUGAUUCAAAAAUUGAAUCACAAAAACCUGAGACUAAAUUAUCUGAUGAGCCUUCAGCAACCAAGAAGUUAUCGUCAGCUACAAAAGUUUCAAGCAGUCCCUCAUUGUCUCACUCUAGAGGAAGUAUGUCACAACUUGCUAUGAAGACUUCUGUAUCUAGUACAGCUCCUUCAUGCCAUGACUCUAAUGAAUCUGUCAUAAUCUGUAAGCCAGACAGUCAAAUUACGCAAGACUCAAAACAUGGAUCUAACAAAUUACCAGAGAAAGGUAAGGUGGAGCAAUCAGGUUUUAUAGCCAAGAUCAACAAUUCAAAGAAAGCAGGAUCCACUGACAAAGAUACUUGUAAGCAUGAUGUUCACACACUAUCAUUAGGUGUACCACCUGUAAGUAAAUUUGGAAAAAACAUUACAAAUGAUCAAACUUGUACAGAAAACACGUCAGGAUUCAAAGAUCUGUCAUCUUCGUCUUGUAUAAAGCAUAAUGUACAACCAAUGGCAGAAAGAAAAAGCUUCCCUCAGGGAACUGUAAUACAUGUGAAAAAACUUACUUCUAUAUUCAACAUCACAGUAAAAAUACCCAUCAAAAAAGAAGGUGAAAGCAAGGUGUACCACAAAGAAAUUAAGUUGCAGAUUCCCAAAUGUACAGUGAAAGAUGAAGACAUAGCUGGUGCUGUAAAAAAACUGGUUUUACCCAUGUUGGACCAUGUCUUACAACCUUUCACUGUUAAACCUAAAACAGAUAGCAGCACAAAUCAGACUAAAUCCACUGUUAGGGAAAUCUCAAACCAGAAAGAGUUGCAAACAUCUGAUGUUUUCAAAGAUAAUGGUGACCUGAUAGAGAGUAGUAUUGCAAUAGAUGCAGUUGUUGAAAAAUCAUCACAACCCAUAAAUGUGCCACCUGUUUCAAUUCAAGAUGAUGAUGAUGAUGAUGAUGAUGAUAAAAAUGAUUGCGUAAUAAUUGAUAUGCCAGAACGGAAGAGAGAAAGUCUUUUGAUGGAUGAUCCUGGAGAUUCAGAAGAUGUAAUUGUCAUUGGUGUGGAUAGUGGUAUAAAAGAUCUUGACUCUGGUGGGGGUAAAAGUAAACCUUGUCCAGCAAAGGUUGAUCAUACCAGUUCUCCAGAACUCAUCUGUUUAGAUUCACCAGAAAAAGUAGAACCAGUAGUACAAUCAUGUAUUAAACUAGUUAAGGAGAACAUACAAGAUGAACCUCAAAUAGAAGAAGUAACUGUUAAAAAGAGUCUUGAAGUACAUACUCUAGAUACACCUGUAAACGAAGAACCAGUUGUUGAACAGAGUCCUAAACGUGUUACGAGAAAAAACAUACGUACUGACUUUGGCAAAAUACUAGUGUCCGAGUUGGUAAGGGUGAAGACAGAUCCCCAAACCAACAAAGUGAUGUUUAUAUGUAAAGUGUGUUGUGAGAGCUUUCCUUAUCAUUCACGGUUGAAGGAACAUCUUGAGACGAUGCACAGUAAUUUGCCAUCUACCGUUGUAUGCAUUGACAUAGAUGAGGAUAGUGAGUUGACAAAUGCACAGGAAGUGAGGAAAAUACCUCUACAUAAAACUGAAGAUUCAUCUGAAGCAAGUUUUGACAUUACAAGUUCUGCAGAUAAAAACAGUUUAUCUGCUGAUCUUAUCUCAAGUGAUGUUAGUUCUUCUAAUAGCAUUUCUGUCUGUCCAUUUCUAUGCGAGUUCUGUCCACUUCGGUUCAGGGAUUUUGACACUGUACAGAGGCACAUGAGCAAUGUACAUCAAUUGAAUCGUCAAAAUAAAGUGAGCACAAAUGAGAUUGUUACGGACGCUGUUAUUGAGAAGCUUUGGAUCAAACCGAAGAUUUUUAAAAACAGAGAAGAGAAGAUGAAAUACUAUUCAUACUAUUGUGAAGUUUGUGAUAAAGGGUUUUAUACAAAUCAUAGUUACCAGCGACAUAUCGCAAACCAUUCCGGCAAAGUAUAUAAUUGCACAGAGUGUUCAUUUUCGACAGUGAUUCAAGUGGCAUAUGCUGGUCAUAUGAGGAUCCAUAAAAAAAAUUACAAUGAGUCUCCUGUCAAGAAAGGAAAUGUGCUGAUAGCAAGUAAUAAUAAUUCACCUCCAACAGAAACUGCAAUUGUGAAGGAAGUAAAUUCAACUCCAGUGGAAACUGGAAUUGUAAAAAAAAUAAAUGUAUCACCAAUGGAAACUGCAAUUGUGAAGAAAAUAAAUUCAUCUCCAACAGAAACUACAACUGUGAAGGAAGUAAAUUCAUCUCCAACAGAAACUACAACUGUAAAGGAAGUAAAUUCAUCUCCAACAGAAACUACAACUGUGAAGGAAGUAAAUUCAUCUCCAACAGAAACUACAACUGUGAAGGAAGUAAAUUCAUCUCCAACAGAAACUACAACUGUGAAGGAAGUAAAUUCAUCUUCAACAAAAACUGCAUUUGUGAAAGAAACUGGCUUUAAAACACGGAGAAAGAAGACAUCUGUUCACUCACUCAAGAGUUCACUUAGAACCUACCAGUGCUUGUUAUGUUCAUUUUCUUCAGUUGGCCAUCAUGCAUAUGCAGGGCACAUGCGAACACAUAAAGGGUCAGCCCAAACAGGUGCUAGCUCUAGGAAGUUCUACCCAUGUAAGCUUUGUUCUUUUUAUGCAGAUACUCUGAUUGCAUAUGCUAGACACAUGAAAUAUCACAAAUGUGAUAAAAGAAAAAUGUCAACUAUCGAAACAGAAAAGCCUUGUAAAUCUGUGGUGUAUCCUGAUGCUAAAUCCGUGGAGUAUCCUGAUGCUAAGUCCGUGGUGUAUCCUGAUGCUAAGUCCGUGGAAUAUCCUGAUGCUAAAUCCGUAGCGAAUCCUGAUGCUGUGAAAAACCCCAAAAAGGUAAAUGACACAAAGUCUCCAAAUAAAGGUCCAUGCUGGUGUACAUAUUGUGGAAAAGAGUUUUUAAACAACGGUGCAUUAGUGACACACGUGUUGCAUCUUCACAAUGAGAAGAAAUUUGUGUGCAGUAAAUGUCCAGCAGCAUUUUCCAUCAACUAUCUAAGAGAGUUGCAUGAGAAAAAACACAGUAUGGACUUGGAUCUUCAAUGUAACAUGUGCACCUUCAGUACUCAUGAUAAGUCAGAGUUUCUGGACCAUGAGAAAGUUCAUGUAAACACCAUAGGUUUAUUGUGCAACUUUUGCAGCUUUGUAUCCAAAGACAAAGAGGAAUUAUUUGAACAUAUUGGUACGCUGCAUAAAUAUGGAUGUAAAGAAUGUCCGUUCACCACUGACAAAGAAUCACUUUUGAUAGCUCAUCUGGUUGAAACAAAACACUCACUAACUGCUAAGGUAGCACCGGAGAAGGACUCGAUCACUUCAGCUGCAACGAAUAUAACAAAACCAAAACACCCAUGUAGCCAGUGCAACUUCCUUGCCACCUCAGAGAAAUCUCUCCACCUUCAUGUGAGAGCUAAACAUCAGAAGUUUCACAAAUGUUCAUACUGUUCAUUUAGAAGUUACUCACUCAAAAAAUAUUUGACACACACUAAAUCUUCUCACAGACGAAGCAUAGAGUGUCCGUUCUGCCCAUACUCUACCAGAUCACCCUACCGAAUGAUUAAGCAUGAACAGCAGCACAGGACUGGCCAGUUGUACAAAUGUAAACACUGCAGCUUCUCCACAACUGAGAGGUGGUCUUAUGAAAAACAUUUACAGUCAAAUCAUCAAAGCAAAAAGCCUUUUCGAUGUGAAAAAUGCAACUAUGGUACCUCAUACCGGCAUAAUCUGCGUCGACAUUUUGUCAAGCAUUAUGCCCCUGUUUAUGAAUGUGAUUUCUGUACAUACUGUACAAUGGUGCAAGACAAAUUUCAUCUGCAUAUGGAAAUGAAUCACACUUCUCUAAAGACUAUAGCAUGUGCGAAAUGCACAUUGCUGUUCGAAUCACAGACACAGCUUAACCGGCAUAUACACAUUAAACACGGAGAUGCUGUAUCUGAACAUAUUGUGAGAAUUGACAUAAGUGCUGGAUUUCGAUGUGAAGAAUGUAAUUUCAAAGUUCAGUCAGUAUCAGAGUUGGAGAAACAUUGGACCCAGGAUGGAACAUGUAAGACACAUAAAUGUAAUAAAUGUGUUUACUACUGUAGUAGUGAAGAACAUCUCUUGGAACAUCAACAAAUACACUGUGAAACACCGCCCGUAGAACAGGCAACAGUUUCUCCCUCUUGCUACCAAUGUGGCCUGCCAUUGAGCUCCAUAAAAGAGCUGAUAACUCACAAGAAAAAACAUAUAAAGAAUGAUGGACUGAUGCAUUGUAGAAUCUGUAAGAUCAGCGUAGUUGGAGUUGAUCAUUAUGAGAAGCACAUGGCUACCCAUCAUGCUGAUAAAAUACAGUGUGAGAUAUGUCCAUAUAAGGCACCCCAGCUGGCUGCUGUAGUUAAACAUCAGGAACUGCAUUGUGACGAUUUCUUCUAUAAGUGUGACAUAUGCCUCUUCUCUGUUGAUAGUGAAAUCAUUCUAGAUGGACAUAAAAUUCUACAUGCAACUUCACCACCUGAUUCAUCAGUUACAUAUCUUAGUAGGAGGAAUAUGAUAAAGGAUACUAAAGUGAAAACAAGGAAUGUGGUACAUGGGAAUUUGUCGAAAACUGGAACUCCAAGCAAAAGAAGUUCAACAGUUACAAGUGCAUGCUCCCCAAGUCAUUCAAAGGUGCAUGAUACUGCUACACUUUCAGCAUUUCCAGAGCAUAAAAGUAAACCUUCUGCAUUGCACCAGAAAGUUCUCAAGAGGAAAACGAAAGCUAAUUAUGGGCAUUGUGACAGUGGAUUCUCAAGUUCUCCUGAAAUAAUGUUGUCUUUGACCACUGAUAACAUUGGUAUGAAUGACCAACAUGCCGGUUCACCACAGUUUACUCAAUGCACACUAUCUGAUGGUGAUUCUCCAAUGGUUAGAAAACAGAUUCCUAGACUCUGUAUAAAGAGGAAAUUUGCCAAGACAGAUCCUGUUCCACCUUCUGUAGGUUUAGGUUCAAAGAAAACCAGGCAUGCGCUAAUUGGAGAUUCGCUGCAAAGCUCCUCAGAGACUCUUGCAGAAAGUUCAAAUUGUGAUGAGGAAGGUAACACUUCAAACCGGCAGUCUGAUAGUGGACUGACCAGUGCAUCUGAAACAUCUAGUACAAAAAGACUGGCACCAAGAAGAAGAAGAAGAAAACAAAACUGUCCAUGGUUAUCUAGUGGGAGAAAAAAAAAAAGGAGGAAGGUAGUUCAUCAGAAGAACAAAUCUAAUGAGAGUGUGAUUGAACCGUGUAUAAAUCUUUUGAACAGGCCAGCCACAAUGACAUCUCAAGAACAAAAGAUCCUUGAGGAACCUUCCGUACUGUUUUCUGACUCCACAGCUGAUGUAACAUGUGUUGAUAAAAGUGCUGGUAAUUUGAACCCAACAACAGAGCCUUCAAGUGCCCCUCAAGAUGGGAAAACUGACAGAAAGUCAAGUAAAAGACCCAGAGCAAAGCAGAAUUGCCCUUGGACAGUCAAGAAAAAGAAAAGAAAGAAGAAGAAAGAAGUGGAGGAAGAAAAAAUUCUCACAAUUCCCUACUCAGAGGUCCACAAUUUGGUACUGAAGAAUGCACAGAAAAAGAACAAAACAAAGAUGCCUUAUAUCUGUAAGUUUUGUGAACGAGGUUUCAACGUUGCCGAAGAAUAUCAGCGACAUCAUUUCAGACAUUUGCAGCCAUGGAAUGAAGCUAAUUAUUAA
Messenger RNA from Saccoglossus kowalevskii, 6868 nucleotides. RefSeq lists its product as uncharacterized. NCBI's taxonomy places the organism in Eukaryota, Metazoa, Hemichordata, Enteropneusta, Harrimaniidae. The record is from RefSeq and is a predicted model, not a curated record.